AAGUUCGUUUGCAUUGUAGAGACGUUCUAAGUUGGCGGCGAGUCUGCAACCAUCUCCUGCCUGGGUAAGUACAUAGUACCUACCAGGUCCUACAAGUGCCAUACAAACCCAUUUUAUGACCACGAAGUCUGAAAAUGACUUCUUUGGGUUCUCUGACGGAAUUUGUUGCCUCUCAGGAUGAACUUGUCCGAGAAGCAGCUUUGACUCUUCCCCACGAAUUCUCUCGCUGCACGUACUCCCUGGGUCCAAUCAGGCAAGCUGUAUACCUUUGCCUUACUUGUCAGUUGCCCCGCGGCCUGUGUUCUUCGUGCUCCAUCGCGUGCCACACGGAUCACGAGCAAAUAGAAUUAUUCCCCAAGCGCAAUUUCCGAUGUGAUUGCCCAACGACUGCUAUCCCACACGGAUGUACUUUGCACCGUAGUCUAGAGGAGGGAAAUAGGGAAAAUUCAUAUGGCCAGAAUUUUAGGGGCAUUUUUUGUCGAUGUGGCCGACCAUACGAUCCGAAAUGUGAAAGGGAAACAAUGAUCCAGUGUCUCGCAUGCGAGGACUGGUUCCACGAGUCGUGUCUACACUUGCGGACACGACCAUCCUCACGGGAACCGUCUCCCGUCCCUGAAGCAGAAACCCCAGACCACGGUAAUGAUACCGAAGACAACCAGUCUGAAGCCUCCUCUUCAGGGCUGCCUCCGCCGCUCGUAUCUGCUGAGGACUACGAUGCAUUCGUCUGCUCCUCUUGCGUUCGCUCGAUUAAUACCCUUCACCGGUAUGCUGGUACACAAGGUGUCAUAAUGGUGGUUCGUGAUACAGAAGAUAGCCCAUGGAGGAAACUUGGGUGUAACCCUUUAUGCGCAGAUCCACCGACAAACACGGAAGAUGAUCUACUAGAUAUAGAUGAUUCUUUGACAGCCCCUGGGCAAAAACGAAGCCGAUCGCAUUCCUUUCACUCAGAGGAACCAGAGCGGAAAAAACAACACAUUUCACCAGAGCCAUCCUCGCCUUGUCUUGCCCCAGCACCAAAUCCGAUUGCACACGCUAUAUUCCAGGGUUCACAGCAACCGUCAGAUACAAAAGCACCUCUGAGUGAGGGUGAUGUUUUCUUGACUGAAGGUUGGCGCGAACGGUGGUGCUGUUGCAGUCGUUGUUUUCCGUCUCUCAGCGAUCGUCCGUAUCUCUUGGAGGAAGAAGAAACUUACGAGCCCCCGGAAGAUCCUGAUUCUGCUCUUUCUUUGGAGGAACUCGGUAUGCGCGCAUUGGAGCGUCUUCCCCGCGAUAGGGCGAUUGACGGGAUCCGAGCUUUCAAUGAUAUGCGGGAUGACUUACUAGCAUAUCUCCGGCCGUUCGCGCAGGAAGGCAGAAUAGUUGGCGAAGCUGACGUCAGGCAGUUCUUUGAAACAUUGCACGAAAGCAAGCACGGUUCUUGAUUGUGUUUGCAGUUGUACCAAAAUUUGUGUUGUAUGAGGUAUUUCUUUGUUUUUCCUACGACGUCGAGACCCUCAGCUAUAACAGUCUUGUAUUAUGCCUGAGUUGGCUGAAGAAGUGAUUGUAUCUUGCUCCGUAACACUAUGCACACGGGAUCUGUCUGACAAUGUGCUUCGAUAUGGUUCGCUCGGUCCAUAUAGAUAAUCUUCACAAUCACUCCGCUGUCGAUGUCCACCGGACUUGAUCGCACGCGUUAGACCGCACGUCACAUCUAAUUAAUGAAAGACUACCU
Suillus plorans is the source of this 1711-nucleotide messenger RNA. RefSeq lists its product as uncharacterized. Bases 135 to 1421 code for a protein of 428 amino acids. NCBI's taxonomy places the organism in Eukaryota, Fungi, Basidiomycota, Agaricomycetes, Boletales, Suillaceae. The transcript is spliced from 5 exons. Gene Ontology annotation, cellular component: cytoplasm. The record is from RefSeq and is a predicted model, not a curated record. Gene Ontology annotation, molecular function: zinc ion binding; ubiquitin protein ligase activity.